Neurospora tetraspora is the source of this 1508-nucleotide messenger RNA. RefSeq names its product S-adenosyl-L-methionine-dependent methyltransferase. NCBI's taxonomy places the organism in Eukaryota, Fungi, Ascomycota, Sordariomycetes, Sordariales, Sordariaceae. The transcript has 6 exons. Gene Ontology annotation, molecular function: methyltransferase activity. The coding region runs from base 58 to 1269 and encodes 403 amino acids. The record is from RefSeq and is a predicted model, not a curated record.
UUUUACCUUCUUCAACCAUACCUAACUUUUCAGAGAGAAGUCAUCGCGUAUCCGACCAUGAGUUCUCCGGCGAAAAAAGCUCAGUCGCCAGCACCCGAAGCAGCUUCGCCAAAGGGAAAGGCGAACUCUCCCACGCCUGGUCCUGCGUCCCCGGCUACUGCGAGAGCAUCAUCGGCGGCACCCAAAUCACCCACACCUGCUCCCGCAACUUCAACGGCUGCGAGAGAGUCCACGCCGGCACCAGAAAUCCCUGAGCUUCUAUCUGGCGCUCACUGGCUGGAGCAGGGCCUCCCGACAGCGAACCCAGAGAGUGACUGGGACUCAACCCUAGGAAGCGAUACCGAGAGCUCGACUGCCUCGAUUGCUUCGAGUAUCCUCCACUAUCGUACUCUUAACGGCCGCACUUAUCACAGCGAUACUGUUACGAACGGAGAGUAUUGGGGCCCCAAUGAUGAGGAGCAGAAUGAGAUGCUGGACAUCUACCAUCAUACGAUGACUCUUGUCUUUGAUGGUCAGUUGUAUACGGCUCCAAUUACAGAUGACCCUAAGCAUGUUGUUGAUAUUGGCACUGGAACGGGAUUGUGGGCUAUUGACUUUGCCGACAAGUUUCCCAACUGCACUGUGAUCGGUACCGAUAUUUCGCCGAUUCAGCCUACCUGGGUACCCCCUAAUCUACGCUUCGACAUCGACGAUUAUACUAAAGAGUGGGCCUAUAAAUCUAACCAUUUCGAUUAUAUCCAUAUGCGCUGGCUUACUGGCACUACCAAGGAUUGGACUGCUGCAUAUAAGGAGGCUUACCGCUGCCUGAAGCCUGGAGGUUGGAUCGAACACAUCGAUGCGUCGGGUACGAUCUACUCGGAGGACAAUACUAUAAAUGAGGAAAAUGCUAUGGUUCAAUGGGGAAAGAUUUGGCAGGAGGCUGGAAGAAAAUCCGGAAACCCAGUUGAUCUACUCGAAAGGAAUUUGCAGGAACAGGGCAUGAAAGAGGCCGGUUUCGUAAAUGUUACGAAGAAGGAUUACCCGAUCCCGGUUUCGCAAUGGCCCAAGGAGGAGAAGAGGAAGGAGUUCGGCCAAUUCUUUUACCUCGUCUACACGCAAGAUCUUGAGGGCCUCUGCCAGUAUAUGUUUGGCACCGUCAUGGGCUGGCCGCAAGAGCAGAUUGCCAUUUACUUGGCCCACUUGAGAGCCGAGUUGAAGAAUAUGAGCCUUCACGGGCUCAUCGACUUCCGCGUGGUGUACGCACAGAAGCCGUUGGAUGCUGAGGAUUGAGGUGUGGCUGGACGAGAUCACCGGCCGGAGCUGGUUGUUCUUAUCACAAUAGGCGGCUGGAUUGGGACAAGCUUCAUACCUUUUUCUGUACAUAGUCUGACAUGUGUCACGCACGUGGAUCUAGCGGCCGUGGCACACAAAUAAUCUGACGUUGUUGGUAAUUAACUAAAGAUGAAGAAAAAAGGAGAAUCAAGUCUACAUCGGAUGAGAGAGAUGACAUCCUUGUCUGCAAUAACAGA